Molecule: messenger RNA, 3832 nt
Organism: Rhopalosiphum maidis (corn leaf aphid)
Lineage: Eukaryota; Metazoa; Arthropoda; Insecta; Hemiptera; Aphididae
Gene: btz
Product: probable serine/threonine-protein kinase DDB_G0282963
Exons: 6
Coding region: 543-3410 (955 amino acids)
Biological process (GO): mRNA processing
Cellular component (GO): exon-exon junction complex
Molecular function (GO): mRNA binding
Source: RefSeq, a predicted model, not a curated record
UCGUUAUCGCGUGGUGAUGCAUUGGUUCAUUAUAACCUGGGUUCCCGGCGCCCGUCCGCUCGUUGUUGAACGUUAAACUAUUAAAUUGUUGCGAUUUGCUAUGACAGCACGACGUUCGUGAUCAUCUGUCCCUAAACAAAAACACCAUCAAAGUCCGUUAAUGACGACAACGCCCGAUCUUUCAACCUGCGUUUUUUGCGUGUUUUCCUCGCCACGAACGGUCCGACGUCCACCGCCGCCGCCGUAGAGACUAGCUAGAUUUUCUAUCCGCGUCUUUGUUUUUCGACGUGGAUCGAUACCAAUCAUCUCGAGAGCCCCGUUCAUAAACAUCCGGUAAAAUUUUUCGUGUCGUGUUUUGCGUUUUGUUUUGUUUUUUAUUUUUUUUUAUUUUCACAACCUUCGGUUUUUUACUGUUGAUGCUGCUCCUCAUAUCGUCGUAAACGUUAAGUGAUUUUUACUUCGCACUUUACCAUUCAGCCCGUUAUUAUUGUAAUAAUUGUGCAAUAACCGCCUCCCCGACACUCGAACUUCAUAUUUUUACAAUGGAGAGUGCUGCCGUAACCACAAAAGGAGAAGACACUGCCCCCGUCGUUGCUGACGCUACCGACAAUACCACUACCACAAUCGCUACCGAUGCGUUAAAUCCGAUAGCAGUGACUAAUGAAAUUGAUCCAUCUAUUAAGUCAGACAAGGAAAUGAUUAUGACAACUAACGAUGUUGAACAUGUGGCGGUGGUCAGUGAUCUAGCUGUUGUGUCAAAUGAAUCUACAAUUACUACUGUUAAAGCCACUAGUGAAAAUUCCAAAGUUGAAGAAGAUCAAUUAAAUACAGCUAUGGCAUCUACAACAAUAUCAACUGAUAAGGUAGAUGAGAUUAAACAGAAUCAAGAUGAAACAGCUUUGGACGAGCAACAGAAACCCGUGACAGCUACGGUUGAAAAAGAAAUUGUAAUCAAUGAAAACUCGGAUGCAAAUCUAGAUAUCUCAAUAAAAUCAAAAUCAGAGUAUGAUGAAAUAAUUAACUCAACAAUUGGUAGUGGAUUUGAAGAUGCUGUUGAGUAUAUGAAUAAUGAUGAAGAAGAUAGUGUUGUAAAAGAACAGCCUCGAGAUGUAAUUCAACAAGAAAAUGUUCCCGAUAAUGAGACCAGUUCACAACAAGAAGUAGAGGGAGGUGACGGUGAAGAAAACUCUAGUGAAGAAAACAAAGAUCCUUCAGCACCUGCAGAACCUGUAGUACCUGUGCCUGUGGAUGAUGAUACUAAUGAUCCACAAUACAUACCCAGACGUGGAAGAUUCUAUGAACAUGAUGACCGUAUGGCUUAUAGUACAACAAGCUCUGAAGGAUCAGAAUCAGAUAAUGGAUAUGAAGAAGAUUCAGGAGACGAUGAUGGAGUUGUUUCUGAUCGUCGCCGUAUUAGAAGACGACAUACCGGCAUUAAAAAACCAAAAUCAGUGAUCCCAGUAGAUACAGCUGAAAAUACUGCUUUAGCUGCUGGAGAUGGAACAUCGUCUACUAAAAAAGUCUUGGCUAUAUCUAAGGUUGCUGCUACAGCAAAAGACUCUGAAACUUCUGUAACUGCUGGUGGAUCGGCAAAAAAACCUAGUGUAGGUUCUAGAAAAUCCCGUGAUUUAGAUGCUUUGGAUAAAUGGACACACGAUUUGUAUGAUGAAAACGAACAGACACGUAAAAGCCGUGAUGAAUUACUGGCCUCAUAUGGAUAUGACAUAAGGGAAGAAUCAGAGGCACCUCGAGCUCGACGUCACCAUAAAUAUGGGCGAGCUGCCACUACCAAAUAUACUCGUAAUUGGCAAGAUACAAAAGCUUACAUUGGUACUGCUGGUGGGCAGCAGUCUAUGAAAGUAAAGCGUGGGGGUAUGGCUCGACGCAGUGUUGGCGGUCCAAAUAAGAAUAUAAAGAAAUCUACAGCUGAUGAUUAUACCUCUGAAUUCCCUGCUUUGGAUAAUUCAAAGAAAUCUGAGCCUAAUUCUUCAACUGUGUCUUCCACAGAUGUAGAAGUUUCAGUCCAGAAUCACGAACAACAACCAAAAACUCCUGUUCAGAAUGAAGAAAAAAAGACAAAUGUUGGAGCUGUGGAAACUGGCCAAGCUCGACAUCACACUUCAUCCCGAGCAAUCUCAAAAUCUAAUACAACUUCUCCUGCAAAUCGAAACAAUCGUCAAGAUCAGCUAAAUGGUGGGCCUUCUUCAUCUUCAUCAACUAAUAAUAAAAACUAUUUCAAUCGGUCUUCAACUGAGUCUCCAAUUAGUAAAGAAAAAGGUGCUCAAGUAAAUCGAGACUCUCCUACAGCACCUAAUUCAAACUUUUUUAAUCGAAGACCACAACAAAGUAGUAGUAGCCAUAAUCAACAUCAAAAUUUUAAGCAACAACACUUUAAUAACAGUCAAGGACAUAACCAGCAACACCAACAUUCUUCGUCACCUAGAGGCCGUAAUUUCCAUCAACAUCAUACUUCGCAUCAAUAUAAUCGUGAUAGGUACUUUUCUAAGGGUUCUAUUCCUUCAUCUUCAUCCAGUACAAAUCAACACAACUACGAUCAGCAACAUAAUUCUGUAGCACCUACUACUGCUGGCACAGGGCGCACACAACAUAGUGGUGGACAUUAUCAACAUUACAAUAAUCGUCAAUAUGAAAAUGAAAAUCAACAAAUUGAGCCACCUGCACCACCAACACCAGUUGUACGUAGCUCCAAACGCUACUCAGUUCAAAGCCGCAGGGAGCUUCCUGACCCUGUCCUGAAUUUUGGUGGAUUAUCUAAAACACCUCAGCCACAGCCUCCAGCUUCUCAGCAACAAAAUGGGUUAGUGAUGCAAGACCAACAAAUUCAACCUGCGUCUCAACAAUUACAACAGCAACAACCAAUCCAAAUUCAUCAACAACCACCACCACCAUUGCAAAUACAGCAGUAUCACCAACCCUUACAACCAAUACAUCAUGGCAUGGUACUUGAUCACAACACUGGUAUGAUGGUUAUGGCUGCUGCUGAUCCAUCCAUGUACCAUCAUCAAAUGUAUGCUACACCCCAGUAUGCAACUGGAGUAGCACCAGGUCCAGCAACUGGUAGUGCUGAUGACCCAAAUGCAGCAGCAGCAGCAGCUGCUGCAGCUGCUCUUCAGAUGCUUGCAGCUCAAGCAGCUGUUUACCAACCAGUACCAACAGGUGCGACAGGUGUAACAUCGCCACCACCUGGAACUCAAUCUUUGCAACAACCAGAAACCUUCAUGACUACUUAUUAUCAACCACAACAACAGCCACAACAACAACCUCCCCCAAGACGUGUCAAUCUGGCUAUACCCAUUGUGGCACCGCCUCCAGAACCUAAUCAACAGCAAGGGAAUUCAAAAACCAAUGUAUCUACUACACCGCCACCUACUGCAGCUUCAACCAACUGAGAACGCUUCUAUAACUAACUAUCAUUAUAACUACUACAAAAUAUUGAAACUUUUUCGGUUUUUUUAACAUUUUCUUAGUUGUAUACAAGAACUAUUUGGUUAAUAUUUGGUUUUUAAUCUAUACCAUUAUCUUAGAUAGCGGUAUCAACUGAUUCUGUGUUUAAUUUUGUUUUAAUUAUCUUUUAUUACUAUUCAAUGAUCAUUAUUUUAUACUUCGUUCAAGAAACGAAUCAAAUUAUAUAAUUUUUUUAGGAUGCAUGACCACAGUACUACACUGUACAAAACACUUAGGUAUCUAAUUUAUCUCAGUUUAUAAUUAUUUUAUUGUUUGUAAAUCCUAUUAUCGUCUUAUUAUCAAAAAUAAAUUAAAAUACCGAUAAACCACUGAAUCUAAUAAAUAAUUGUUUUGAUAACAUUGUAUU